Messenger RNA from Telopea speciosissima, 940 nucleotides. Its product is annotated as ATP synthase mitochondrial F1 complex assembly factor 1. NCBI's taxonomy places the organism in Eukaryota, Viridiplantae, Streptophyta, Magnoliopsida, Proteales, Proteaceae. The transcript is spliced from 5 exons. The record is from RefSeq and is a predicted model, not a curated record. Gene Ontology annotation, biological process: mitochondrial proton-transporting ATP synthase complex assembly. Bases 17 to 766 code for a protein of 249 amino acids. Gene Ontology annotation, cellular component: mitochondrion.
UCAGAAGAUUUUUAAAAUGCAACGCUUAUCAACAAGAAGAUUGGGGUCUAUGGCAUCUUCAGUGGCUACUCUGUUAAACUGUGGCACUUCUUCAAUGCAUAAUUUCCCUUUUAGCAGCUUCACUCAGCAAACAAAUCUGCAGCAAUUGCAGAAAUUGGUGAUUCCAGGUGAUUUCCUGAAGUGGGGAUCACUUGGUUUCUGUAGAAAUUCAAGAUUUGCUACUGGGUUUACGCCUCUUCAAGCCAAACCGCUGGACUCAAUCAUGGACAUUGAGAGGGCCAAGAACCGGUCACCUGAGGAUCUCAUUUCAAUAUGGGAUGAUUACCACUUGGGGAGAGGUCAUAUUGGUACAGCCAUGAAAGCAAAAUUGUAUCAUUUGUUGGAGCAAAGAGCAAUUCCUUGCCGGCAUUUUGUCAUUCCUCUGUGGAAAGGAAGUGGUUUUACAACUAUGUUUGUUCAAGUGCAGUUGCCCCACAUACUUUUCACUGGCCUUGAGGAUUACAAGGCAAGAGGAACUCAAGCAGCUCCCUACUUCACAGUGACUCAUUACACUGAAUUUGCAGACAGCAAAGAUUUGGUGCUUAUGCAUGGGGAUGUGGUGUUCACCAGCAAGCUCAGUGAUUCAGAAGCAAAGUGGCUUUUGGAGACCACACAAUCUUUCUAUCUAAAUGAUGUUAGGUACAAACUGGUUGAAAGGUUCAACAGAGAGACUCAUGAAUUUGAGUUUAACGAUGUGCUACGAGCAUUGGAGAUGCCCCUCGUGUGACAUCAAGUGAGCUUCAUUGAUCAAUUCUUUGCACCAGUAAAUCUUUGGGAUGAAAUUUUGUCCACACAUAAGGUAUUUGCACAUGACUUAUGUAUUAACUAAACCUGAGAUUGAAACUUUGGCAAUUGUGAAUUGACAGCAUAAUGAUCAUAUGAGGUAUCAAGUUUAUACUGA